AUGAAUACAAAGAAAAGUCGAUGCUCAAAGUAUAAUGGAGAUGUAACAAUUGAUAGUAAACACUGUCCUAAAUGUUCAACUUCGCUCAAUUUUCUCAAAAUGUCGAGCUCUGCCGGAAGCAAGGUUGCUAAACAAGAGUUGACCAAGGUUCCCGUGAAACCAAUGGAAAUCAAUUAUGUAACGCAAAUCGUGUCCAGUGGAAUUCGACCAGACAGCGUUUACGAGACGAAAAUAUUGUUGGGGCCAGAAGUAGACUUGUCUUCAAUUAAAAUAACCGUAAAAGGGAAUAAUCUUCGCGUAAACAUGUCGAAGCCUUUAGAGGAACAAUUCGCGAAACAGUUACCCGAUAUCAGCGAGAGAUCAGUUUUUGGCAAUUUGAUCAAAAGAGUGAUGAAACAUUGCGAAAAUUUAUUAAUACCAGAAGGUAUCGAUAAUGCGAAGGUUCGAGCCAUUGUGGACAAUAUGAUUAUGGAUAAACUACCGCAUCAUUGUCAAGAAAACUCAGUCACCUUAAAGCAAAAUGAUUAUAUGAACUUUGAGAUGAUGACAAUGAAUGGGCAUAAGAUGAGCUUUAAUUUCAUAAAGAUUCCGAACUUUUACGUUUUCGAUGAUAAAGAAUAUUACGCUGCAGAAAUGAAGACAGAAGGAUUAAAAGUAGGAACAGCUACACUAGCAACUGAAAAUAUGUUGAACAUAAAAUUACAUAGUUCAGAAGAAAUAUCGAAUGUUAGAAAUAUAAACUUUUUAAUACCGCCUGAAGCAGAUGCGAAAGAGGUAUCAAUCGAAAUAGUUAAUGACACGAUUCUUAUGCGUGCUCCUGUUAAAAAGAAACAUAUAUAG
Molecule: messenger RNA, 840 nt
Organism: Heterotrigona itama
Lineage: Eukaryota; Metazoa; Arthropoda; Insecta; Hymenoptera; Apidae
Source: the annotation of a GenBank genome assembly